This is a messenger RNA of Penicillium antarcticum, 582 nucleotides long. RefSeq names its product fungal specific transcription factor domain-containing protein. Gene Ontology annotation, molecular function: sequence-specific DNA binding; zinc ion binding. The transcript is spliced from 2 exons. Gene Ontology annotation, biological process: positive regulation of transcription by RNA polymerase II; DNA-templated transcription. The record is from RefSeq and is a predicted model, not a curated record. The coding region runs from base 1 to 582 and encodes 193 amino acids. NCBI's taxonomy places the organism in Eukaryota, Fungi, Ascomycota, Eurotiomycetes, Eurotiales, Aspergillaceae. Gene Ontology annotation, cellular component: nucleus.
AUGUCCAAAAGGUGCUUCUGGGUUGCAUAUGAUAUCGAUCGUGUUGCAGCCUUCAUCCUGGGUCGGCCAGUCGGUUUCCCAGAUAAUUUGAAUGAUGCAGAGCUUCCUCUGGGUAUUGAAGAUGAGAGCAUUGCCCACCAGGGUAUAUUGGCAAAUCCUCGUGCAGCUGACGACCAGGCGCCAACAAUAAUGACUGGAACCCUGCAUAGCAUCAAGUUAAGACAGCUAUGGGCAAAAUUCCAUGCCAAUCUCUACUCGCCUCUACCGCAAUACUACGACUUCAGUAGACAAUUCGCUACUGUUGAUGGUCUCCGUCAAGAGCUGGAAGAAUGGCACGCAUCAGCGCCUACUCACCUUGACUAUGCGUCCUCCCAUCUUUUAUCGGUGUUUGCUUUAGAUGAAUGGUUCCGAAUUUCUUACAACUAUUCAAUCCUGAUUCUCUAUCGCUCAUACAUUUCUGGAAUUCUUGGUAAACGGCUUCGAGGGCACAAUCAACACGAAAUAAACAGUACCGACCCCAAUGAAGAGGAGAUGAAGAGGAUCUCAAAAAGCAUUCGAAAACUGCUCCCGCUGUGCUCGUGA